Messenger RNA from Sorghum bicolor (sorghum), 1962 nucleotides. Its product is annotated as P-(S)-hydroxymandelonitrile lyase. The record is from RefSeq and is a predicted model, not a curated record. Gene Ontology annotation, molecular function: serine-type carboxypeptidase activity. Lineage: Eukaryota; Viridiplantae; Streptophyta; Magnoliopsida; Poales; Poaceae. Gene Ontology annotation, cellular component: vacuole. Gene Ontology annotation, biological process: proteolysis. Bases 173 to 1705 code for a protein of 510 amino acids. The transcript has 9 exons.
GGAGUUAGUCCCGGUGAGAAACGCAGGUCGAAUGUAACCUGUGAGCCGGCUAAUGCCGCCGCUAGCCACUCGAGCCGAGCUGAGGCUCGGUCCUUCCUUCUAUAUAUACGCAUAUAGGCAUACCGCAUAGGCAGCAAAGCCAGUCGAGGGGGCCAAAGACGAUAGGGCAAACAUGGCCGUCUUCAUCAGCUCCUCCGGCUCGCCAGGGCGCGCCACGGCGACGACCACGACGACGACGACGCUCCUACUCGCAGUACUAGCGGCCGCCGCUGCCGCCGGCCUCCUCUUGGCGCCGGUCGCGGCACGCGGGUCACCGCCCGAGCACGACAAGCAGCUGCAGCUGCAGCAGCAGGAGGACGACCGCAUCCUGGGGCUGCCGGGGCAGCCCAACGGCGUGGCGUUCGGCAUGUACGGCGGCUACGUGACCAUCGACGACAACAACGGCCGCGCGUUGUACUACUGGUUCCAAGAGGCCGACACCGCCGACCCGGCGGCCGCGCCGCUCGUCCUCUGGCUCAACGGCGGGCCUGGGUGCUCCUCCAUCGGCCUAGGCGCCAUGCAGGAGCUCGGCGCGUUCCGCGUCCACACCAACGGCGAGAGCCUCUUGCUCAACGAGUACGCAUGGAACAAAGCCGCCAACAUACUCUUCGCAGAGUCGCCGGCCGGUGUGGGAUUCUCUUACAGCAACACCAGCUCUGACCUAUCCAUGGGCGAUGACAAAAUGGCCCAGGACACGUACACUUUCCUGGUGAAAUGGUUCGAGAGGUUCCCGCACUACAAGUACCGCGAAUUCUAUAUUGCCGGGGAAAGCGGCCACUUUAUUCCACAGCUCUCCCAAGUUGUGUACAGGAACAGGAACAACUCACCUUUCAUUAACUUCCAAGGGUUGCUGGUUUCCAGUGGUCUGACCAACGACCACGAAGACAUGAUCGGCAUGUUCGAGUCGUGGUGGCACCACGGCCUCAUCUCCGACGAGACCCGGGACAGCGGGCUCAAGGUCUGCCCGGGCACCUCCUUCAUGCACCCCACGCCGGAGUGCACCGAGGUGUGGAACAAGGCCCUGGCCGAGCAAGGCAACAUCAACCCCUACACCAUCUACACGCCCACGUGCGACAGGGAGCCCAGCCCGUACCAGCGCAGGUUCUGGGCGCCCCACGGCCGCGCCGCCCCACCACCAUUGAUGCUGCCCCCCUACGACCCCUGCGCAGUCUUCAACUCCAUCAACUACUUGAAUCUCCCCGAGGUGCAAACGGCCUUACAUGCCAAUGUCAGCGGCAUCGUAGAGUACCCAUGGACUGUAUGCAGCAAUACCAUAUUUGAUCAGUGGGGACAGGCAGCCGAUGACCUGCUACCCGUCUAUAGGGAGCUCAUUCAAGCUGGACUCAGGGUCUGGGUCUACAGUGGUGACACAGACAGUGUAGUGCCGGUGAGUUCGACCAGGCGCUCUCUUGCCGCCCUGGAGCUUCCUGUUAAAACUAGCUGGUACCCAUGGUACAUGGCCCCAACCGAGCGCGAGGUUGGUGGCUGGAGCGUGCAGUAUGAAGGCCUGACCUAUGUCACCGUCCGUGGCGCCGGGCACUUGGUUCCUGUGCACCGUCCGGCACAGGCGUUCCUCCUGUUCAAGCAAUUCCUCAAGGGCGAACCCAUGCCGGCCGAGGAAAAGAAUGACAUCCUCCUUCCUAGUGAGAAGGCUCCCUUCUACUGAGCAGGGGAGCACUGCCUGCGGCGGCGUGGCUCGUGUGCUUGAUGGCGACGAUUCCGUGGUGAUCCUUGAGUGUUUUCAUGAAUAAAAGGUUAAAAGUUGUUGAGAUGUAUGUGGAGUAGUACUAUGUUGCUGGUUUUUUUCUUCCGAGCUAUGAAUAAUGUACAAGGCAAACAGUUGGCCUGGCGAUGGAUCUAGUGUAUGUUUCUCCUGGAAGCCAUAUAUGAAUAAUGCAUGUUUUGGUUGUGCCUAAAUUAAAU